CAAUUUACAUUCGACAAAUACUUGGUUGCAUUUAAAUUAAUACACGUGAUGUUUACUCGUGACAAGUUGGGCUUUUGGGCGUUCUAACACGAAACAAGAUGCUGGAAGCACUAUUUCAACGAUGGGGCAGAGUGCAUGUGUGGUCUCUUGCACUUGCUGCUGCUGGUUUGGCUUGGAUAAUAUAUAGUGUGCGGCAAAAGUCAAGCAACAAAGCCACUUCUGAUGGGGAAAUCCCUAACAACCAGGGGAAAAAUGAAACUGAAACAUUGCAAGUUUCCAGGAAAAAACCAUCUCGCAGAAAGCGAAAGUUAAAAAUUUUCUAUGGAACACAAACAGGAAAAUCUAAGGCUUUUGCACAACGUCUUGCUGCAGAAGUGAAAGCGUAUGGCUAUAAUGUUGAGUUGGUUGAUAUGAAGACCUAUGAUCCUGAAGAAAACCUUGCUGAAGAGGCUGUUGAUGGCAGUGUUUGUGUAUUUCUGGUGUCUACAUACACUGGGGGAAAACCACCAGAAGAUACUGAAUGGUUUUUCAAGUGGCUGGAGGAUACAGCUUUGGAUUUUCGUGUGCAAAAGACCCUUUUAUCUGGGAUGUGCUAUGCUGUGUUUGGACUAGGAAAUUCACUUUACAAAGAAAACUUCAAUGUGGUGGGAAGAAACCUAGAUUCCUGGCUGCAAGAGUUGUCUGCUAUCCCACUCGUUUCCAUGAUGACUGGUGAUGAAAACACAGCAGAGAGCAGGAAUGGAGGUAUCGAAGAAGACUUUUUAGAGUGGAAGAAGGCUCUGUGGAAAAUGUUAAAACCAGCCCUGGAUGGUCGUAAAGUAAAGCAUUGCAAAGGAGAUACUUGCAGCAAAAAAUGUGAAAAUUGUAAAUCUGGCAAGCUUGGGGAGGCAGGGGAUGCAACCCAUGAACACACAAAAGGAGGAUGUAGUAGUGAUGAAGAGAUUCAGUUUGAAACCAGUAGUGAAGAAGAGGAGGAGGAACGUGAAACUGAAGGCAUGACUAACUCCGGGCUUGUUGAUGUAGAAGAUCUAGGAAAACUCAUGGAGCUUGCCAAAACAGCAAGGACAAAAGAAGAAAAAGAGAUGACGCAAGACAAUGGAGAACCACGUGAAAUGAUCACCCCUCUUUUAAGAGAGUCACUGGAGAAGCAAGGCUAUCGGCUAAUCGGUAGUCACUCUGGAGUGAAGCUUUGUCGGUGGACAAAGUCUAUGCUGCGAGGAAGAGGAGGGUGCUACAAACACACUUUCUAUGGCAUUGAAAGUCACCGCUGUGUGGAAACCACUCCAAGUCUUGCAUGUGCUAACAAAUGUGUUUUCUGCUGGAGGCACCACACAAACCCAGUUGGCACCGAGUGGAAGUGGAAGAUGGAUGAUCCUAAGACUAUAUUUGAUGGAGCCCUUAAAAACCAUGUCAACCUUGUCAAGCAGUUUAAAGGAGUCCCUGGUGUCAAGCCAGAGAGACUGGCAGAAGCUUUGGAGCCUCAGCACUGUGCUCUGUCUCUGGUGGGUGAACCCAUCAUGUACCCAGAGAUCAAUGCAUUUGUCACCAUGCUGCAUGAGAAAGGAAUCUCUUCUUUCCUAGUUACCAAUGCCCAGUUUCCAGAUGCCAUCAGAGCACUGCUGCCUGUUACUCAGCUGUAUGUGAGCGUGGAUGCAGCCACAAAAGAAAGCCUGAAGAAAAUAGACCGCCCAUUAUUUCGAGAUUACUGGGAGCGGUUCUUAGACAGUCUGAAAGCUUUGUCUGAGAAACAGCAGAGAACUGUGUACAGGUUGACCCUUGUAAAAGGCUGGAAUACAGAGGAGCUGGAUAACUAUGCUUCUCUGAUCUCCAUUGGCAACCCUGACUUCAUUGAAGUUAAAGGUGUCACCUACUGUGGAGAGUCCAAAGCAUCCAACUUAACCAUGGUCAAUGUUCCGUGGCAUGAGGAAGUAGUGGACUUUGUCAAGCAGCUGGCAGAACGGCUGCCUGAGUAUGAGCUUGCUUCAGAACACGAGCAUUCAAACUGCCUCCUCCUGGCAAACAAACGGUUCAAGGUGGAUGGUGAGUGGUGGACCUGGAUCAACUACCCCAAGUUUCACGCACUCAUUCAGCAGUACACCAGCAGCAAUGGAGCAGCAACUUUUGCUUCCACAGACUACAUGGCAAAGACUCCAGCCUGGGCAGUGUACGGCGCCACAGAACAGGGGUUUGAUCCCGUGGAGACCCGUUUUUAUCGUAAAAAGCAGAAAGAUAUCAGUGGCUGCUAAACUCUGAGUGAGGGUGGGGAAAGAUUAAUUUUGUAGCAAACCGUGCCUCUAUGACAAAGAGAUUUAAACUGGAAGUUUAGCUGUUAUACGUGUGUUCUGAUAUUGGAUAUUUGUUUUCACUUACCACUAUGUGUGCUUGUGUGUACAUGUGCCUGCACGUUAGUUGUUUUGUUUGUUUGUUUUGUUUUCUCAUUUCAGUUUGAAGCAAUGUUAAGGUCUCAUCUAGUGGUGAGAUUUGAAGGAAUAAUGGACGAACCCUAGACAAAUUUUGAAGAGGAUAGUCACUUUGUUUCCGUACCUGGUUUGUCUGUCCUCUUUUUUUUUUUUUUUUUUUUUUUUUUAAAUGUUUCCACAUGACUAGAAUCUCAUUACUGAGGUAAAUGAAAUACCUGCAUUAUUUUUACUCAGACAACAGUAGGGCUACCAUCCAUCAGUGAUGGAUAUACACACCAUGACCAGCUAAUCACUGGACUUAUUAUCUGUGUAAUCAUCACAUUCGCAGAGACAACUUUUUGUUUGGUGUGUAGUGUUCAUGUGAUAAAGCUGUCACCAGCUUUAUGGUGUUUACAGGGUCAGCUACUUUGCCUUCAUAUAGUAAUAUAGCCUUAUUUGCUGGCUCAGCACGACACCCAUCCCUCUAGCCUUAUGGUGUCUUAAGGUUGGUCAUAAGCCUUUAUUUGCUUCAAUUUCUUAAUAUGGCAAGUAGUGGGACAUUCUCCAGAAUGACAAGGCAGGACUGGGCAUAGGGAGUGCUUUAAUCUGAGAUUACUCAUUUUCAUCACAUUGUUUUGAUAGCAGAAGAUUUUCAGGUUGAGUAAUGUGUUCCAAAAAAAAAAAUACUCGAUAGGAAAUGGUAGAGGUUGUGUGAAGCGUUUCUUGAUUGCUUUGAGACGUUUAAGUGUAGGAUGUCUGUGUGUGUGUGACAAGUUGGGAGGGGGUUACAUGUGCUUACAAAGGUGGGAAAAUAAACAUCAAGACAGGAAGCUAUGCUCUGUCAGCAUGAGUUCUUGGGAACCCCCUUGCUAUUGUUGAGGACUGAAAACGACGACAAAUAAAGUGAAUGACUCUUG
This is a messenger RNA of Pomacea canaliculata, 3316 nucleotides long. RefSeq names its product S-adenosyl-L-methionine-dependent tRNA 4-demethylwyosine synthase-like. NCBI's taxonomy places the organism in Eukaryota, Metazoa, Mollusca, Gastropoda, Architaenioglossa, Ampullariidae. The record is from RefSeq and is a predicted model, not a curated record. Gene Ontology annotation, molecular function: FMN binding; 4 iron, 4 sulfur cluster binding; lyase activity. Gene Ontology annotation, biological process: wybutosine biosynthetic process. The transcript has 15 exons. The coding region runs from base 99 to 2246 and encodes 715 amino acids.